This is a messenger RNA of Prosopis cineraria, 1499 nucleotides long. RefSeq names its product SNAP25 homologous protein SNAP33-like. Gene Ontology annotation, molecular function: SNAP receptor activity. The transcript has 6 exons. Gene Ontology annotation, cellular component: SNARE complex; plasma membrane. The coding region runs from base 428 to 1348 and encodes 306 amino acids. The record is from RefSeq and is a predicted model, not a curated record. Lineage: Eukaryota; Viridiplantae; Streptophyta; Magnoliopsida; Fabales; Fabaceae.
GCGGAUGUGAAUGUGUUGUGCCAAUUCCAAAAGCACGUCAAAAAAUAAUAUAAAAUACUGUCUUUGCAUUUACUCGCUCCACCUAUCUUUUUCCUUGCAGUUUCCUACCCCUCUUUCUUGACGCGAUUUUGCACAGUUUCUAUUGCCGGUUCUUUCAGUUGAAAUAGUCCCUUUUGUUCUCCCAACACCUAUUUCUCCCUCUUGCGAUUCGAAGGCUUUUAAAUUGUUGGGUAUUCACUUCUCCUCUCGGAGUUCUUUCGAGUUUUUCUUUCUGCGCAUUCUUUGGGUUUCUCCAGGGAGAAAUUGAUCUGCGUUCAACUUACUUAGGAACAUUGUUUCUUCUUAGAUUCAUUUACCCGCUCACCUUCAUCUACCUGUAACCAAAUUCUGCAAGCGUGCUUGCUUAGUGGUGACUUGAAGAGAGAGAAUGUUUGGUUCAAAGAAAUCUCCUUUGAAAGUUGCAAAACACAAUUCUGCUGAUCCUGUCUAUCCUGUCCACUCUAAAUCAAACCCGUUUAAUUCUGAUGAUUUAGCAAAGAAUGGCAAAAAUCAUAAUUCUUCUAGGAGGAGUUCUUCAGAUCCUGCACUGGUGACAAAAGAAGUCAACACCAAUCCUUUUGAUGACUAUGAUGUAAAUGGGAACUCUUCUUCAUUAUCUUCCUAUGCCCUUCGAUCAGCAGAACGAAACAAGUAUAAGAAUGAUUUUCGUGACUCCGGAGGAAUGGAAAAUCAGUCGGUGCAAGAAUUGGAGAAUUAUGCUGUUUACAAGGCUGAGGAGACUACUAAAUCAGUUAACAAUUGUUUGAAGAUAGCAGAGGACAUGAGAGAGGAUGCUACCAAGACUUUAGUCACCCUGCAUCAACAAGGAGAGCAGAUUACCAGGACUCACCAUGUUGCUGUUGACAUUGAUCAGGAUCUAAGCCGGGGAGAAAAGCUCUUGGGAAGCCUGGGUGGCAUGUUCUCCAAAACUUGGAAACCAAAGAAGACACGCCAAAUAACUGGCCCUGUUAUAGUUGGAGACGAUCCAGUCAGAACAAAGGGCAGCCACUUGGAGCGGAGAGAAAAGUUGGGAUUGAGUUCUGCACCAAGAGGGCAGUCAAAGCCACGGACACCACCUCCUGAACCAACAAAUGCCCUUCAAAGAGUUGAGUUUGAGACGGGAAAGCAAGAUGAUGCUCUGUCAAAUUUAAGUGAUAUCCUGGGAGAGCUGAAAGAAAUGGCUGUUGACAUGGGAUCCGAAAUUGAGAGGCAAAACAAGGCCAUAGACCAUAUGUACGGUGAUGUGGAUGAGUUGAAUUUCCGCAUGAAGGGUGCUAACCAGCGUGGUCGUCGUUUACUCGGAAAAUAGAGGGCAGAAUUAUCAAGAUCCAUUUCCAAACUUUAAUAUUACUUACUUUUCGCUGCUGUUUUCUUUUUCUUGGCAUUAAUAAGACAAAUUCUUCAAUACAUAUGAUUUUAGUCUGCUCAAUUUUAAAUGCGCAACUAAUUAAAGUAUUAAA